UUCUCCAGAUCCACUUCUGGCUUUUCCUCCUGUGCUCAGGAGCCCCAGGUUUCUCUGCAACACAGGGAAGGAGAGACUCCGAGGGAGAACAAGGGGCAGAGUGAAGAGCAGGAAAUGAAACCAUUGACAUUCAUGGAUGUGGCUAUUGAUUUCUCUCAAGAGGAAUGGGAAUGCCUGGACCAGGCUCAGCAGAAAUUAUACACAGACGUGAUGUUGGAGAACUACAGAAACCUGGUCUUUCUGACCAUUCCUAGUCAUGUAUAUGGACCAAAGGAAAGAUCCAUGGAAUCUAAAGAGACAAGAGACAUGUCUUGCAAAAUUGCUGAGGUGGGCCUUGAAUAG
Molecule: messenger RNA, 342 nt
Organism: Sciurus carolinensis (gray squirrel)
Lineage: Eukaryota; Metazoa; Chordata; Mammalia; Rodentia; Sciuridae
Product: putative zinc finger protein 56
Exons: 4
Coding region: 115-342 (75 amino acids)
Biological process (GO): regulation of DNA-templated transcription
Source: RefSeq, a predicted model, not a curated record